CUUCUCGUCAUAUCACUCGAGCAAGUCUCUCAGUUUGUGAAUUUAAUUUGAUAUGCUGUAGUGUUUGUCGAUUACUAGCUCAUAUUAAAAUGGAAGAGGAUGAUCCCAUUGUUCAAGAGAUUCCAGUUUUUCUAUCCCAGGCCCUUUCGAAGAAUCUUUAUAUUUAUCAGUAUCCAGUCAGGCCAGCGAAUAGAGAUUGGAAAGAUGUUAAAGUACUGAAUGCCUCAAUCAAGCCUAAAAACCAGUUGGUGAGGCUCGAGGUUGAAUUAGACACUUACAGCGAUAAAUAUUGUCAAUCUAAGGGCGAGCAGAUUGCGCUAAAUACUGAUGGACAUCAGGAAUCUUCAUGGCAUGUGAAAGAAAAAGACAGAGCCCAGUAUUUCCGGCAUGGCAUCAUGGACAAGAUAGUGUACGAAAGUAGUUCCCCAUGCAGUGAAACGCAGCACUAUGCUGUUGCUAUACUGCAAGACAAGGAGUUGCACUGCACUCCAAUACAAGGUAUAGUGCAGUUGCGGCCGUCUUAUUCUUACUUCGACAAACAAGACAAACGUAAACAGGACAAGAGUAAGGCUGAAGAAUCUGACGAAGAAGAAAAAGAACCGGAAGCACAACAGGUGACAGUGAAAUUCGCGCGUCAAGAGACUGAUUUAGCGAAGAAAGCACGCGAGAAAUCAUUCGAAACCAUUUCCCAGCGGAUAUCUGAAGAGCCCUGGUUCGACGCCCUGUGGAGACAUUCUGAUACAGAUCAAGCAGAACUCGAGCGUCUCAAGCUGUUCAGCAUGACGUCAGCAGACGGGUCGGCGCUGACCGUCCGGGCGAAGGACUACAUCCGAACGCUGGUGCCGCCCGCGCCGCCUGACGAGGCAGACGUGGCUCCCGCCACCAGGCCCUCGCCGCAGGAUCAGAUUACGCAGAUACUUAUCAAUGCAAAACUGAUGACGUUCAACGACCUUCGCGCGCUCGUCCGUACUGACGAAGGCCAGUUACCGGAGCCGGCUCUACUAUCAGCGCUGAGCGCGAGCGCGUGCUGCGUGCGCGGCGUGUGGGCGGCGCGCUCGGGCUCGCUGUACACGCGCGCCGCCCGCGUGCCGCAGCGGCUGCUGUGCGCCGCCCGGGACCACGCACUCUACCUCUUCACACAACACCCGUACGUGGACCGGCGGAAGUUCGCCGCAGCAGUUCGUCUCCCGGCCCUCGAAGUGCUGGAAAUUCUUCAGUCAGUCGCCAAAUACAACCCCCGCACUGGCUGGGAACUCCUCAUACCACCAGACACGGCCUUCGAGGCCAAAUACCCUGACGUCAUCCAGCGCCAAAACCUGUACUGGGAGGCCAGGCAACGCCAGUUCAACGAGAUGCUGAUAGGCGAAAGUAUACCCAAACGUCAACGCAAGAAGUCCCAAAGGGAAUCGGUGAGUUCCGAUACCAUGAUGAGCCCCAAACCUAGGUGUAACAGUGUGAGUGAGGAAGACAGUGAUAGAAAGAGACACAAGAACAAAUCCGCCACUGGAGUUGGUAAACGGACUCGGCAUAUUAGCUCCUCCAGUGCGCAUGACGGAACGUGAUCUAUACAAUAGUUAGGUUAUCAAAUUUGUAAUGUAGUCACUGCCUGCUGCGUGCGACAAGUCGCGCUUUUAAUACAAUACUUUGCGAGGAACUUGCCGAUUUUUUCAAUCAACAUUCAAUGGAAUUCAUUGCCUGCUGCUGUCUUUCCCGAAAACUAUAAUCCGGACCUUUUCAAGGCGAGAGUGAAUAGGCACUUACAGGGCA
Molecule: messenger RNA, 1767 nt
Organism: Ostrinia furnacalis (Asian corn borer)
Lineage: Eukaryota; Metazoa; Arthropoda; Insecta; Lepidoptera; Crambidae
Gene: Polr3E
Product: RNA polymerase III subunit E
Exons: 8
Coding region: 90-1562 (490 amino acids)
Biological process (GO): tRNA transcription by RNA polymerase III
Cellular component (GO): nucleus; RNA polymerase III complex
Source: RefSeq, a predicted model, not a curated record